This is a messenger RNA of Trichoderma reesei QM6a, 1530 nucleotides long. RefSeq names its product glycosyltransferase family 71. Lineage: Eukaryota; Fungi; Ascomycota; Sordariomycetes; Hypocreales; Hypocreaceae. The record is from RefSeq and is a predicted model, not a curated record. Gene Ontology annotation, molecular function: alpha-1,3-mannosyltransferase activity. The transcript has a single exon. The coding region runs from base 1 to 1530 and encodes 509 amino acids. Gene Ontology annotation, cellular component: Golgi apparatus. Gene Ontology annotation, biological process: protein O-linked glycosylation.
AUGCUUCGAAUUUCGAGUCGUUUCCGUGCUUGUUUUGAUCGUUCACCGGGCAAGUUCUUUCUCCUUGGCAUCAUCACCAUUGCUCUCUGCUUUGCCUUUGGAAACGUCGCCCGCGAUGCUGCCUUGGACACCGUCUACGCGCAGCUACAUAUCAACGAGUCUCUCAGAGCUAUAUUGAGGACAUCAAAGUAUUACCAACGAAAUCCCAUCAAGCCACCAUAUAAGGACCAGUUCUGGGAAACUGGACAGCGAUCGCGGAACUUGAGUCGAUGGAUCAGCGAUGUCGAUGGACCAUUGGGAUCCGAGCUGAGUGAUCAUGAGAAAGAGAUGCUGCUUUCAGCUAUCGAGACGACGGCCGGCUCCCUCUUUCCGUUUCUCAACCCAGCACCUGGAGAAAAGGGCUCCAAAACACCUCUGGGAGACCUGCGACGCUCUUUCACCAAAGGCUCAAGGGGCAUCGUGAUACCUGCUGGAGGGAGCGAAUUACAAAUCAGGUUCACGGGACAUUUGAUAUCAGCUCUCAGAGACGUGCUUGGCUGCUCAUUACCAAUUCAGCUGGCCUAUGCUGGAGAUGGAGACCUGCCCGACUAUCGCCGCGAUGCCCUGCUGUCCCUCGACAAGACGAACAACACCGAACUGCUGAAUGUGUGGACGGCAUUCGACGAUACUACCCUUCGUCUUCGGAGAAAAGGAUGGGCCAUCAAGCCGUUUGCUGCUCUAGCAUCGCGAUUCGAACAUGUCAUUGUCGUCGACGCCGAUGCCGUUUUCCUCCAGUCCCCCGAAGUGCUCUUUGAGCAGCGGGCUUACGUCGACAACGGAGCUUACCUCUUUCACGAUCGACUGCUAUGGCAGCAUGCGUUCCAAGGCAGACACGACUGGUGGAGAGACCAGAUCAAGGAGCCGUCACCGGCGAUGAACAAGUCUCUCGUGUGGACGCAAGACUACGCUGAGGAAUGCGAUUCAGGGGUCGUGGUGCUGGACAAGUCUCGAACAGAAGUCUUGGUUGGCCUGCUGCAUAUUGCCUGGCAGAAUACAAACGACGUGCGGGACGAGGUUUCAUACAAGAUGACGUAUGGAGAUAAGGAGACGUGGUGGCUUGGGCUGGAGCUUGCGGGAUCAAAGUAUGAGUUUGAGAAGCACUACGGUUCGAUUGUCGGGUGGGAGAAGGAGGGGGAUUCGGAGAGCGAGGCUGUGUGCAGCUUUGUGAUUGCGCAUACGGACGAAGAGGACAAGUUGCUGUGGUAUAAUGGCAGUCUGUUGAAGAACAAACUGGUUGAUCCUUAUGGGUAUGAGGUUCCGCUGUACUGGAUGAUGGAUGGAGAGUGGAACAAGGGAGGGAAGAAGGAGAUGAGUUGCAUGGUGAAGGGGAAGAGGAGGUGGUUGAAUGGGGAUGAGAUAUCCAUGCUGCAGAGAAGCAUUGAUGCGGCUAUUGGGGUGGAUGGAGUCUUGGCCAGGGCUGAAGCCGAGUCAUUAGCCAAGGCCAAGGCCAAAGCUCAAGCUGAGGCAGAAGCCGAAGCCGAAGAUGCUUGA